Trematomus bernacchii (emerald rockcod) is the source of this 1890-nucleotide messenger RNA. RefSeq names its product NACHT, LRR and PYD domains-containing protein 12-like. Lineage: Eukaryota; Metazoa; Chordata; Actinopteri; Perciformes; Nototheniidae. The annotation marks the transcript as partial. The transcript has 8 exons. Gene Ontology annotation, molecular function: protein binding; metal ion binding. The record is from RefSeq and is a predicted model, not a curated record.
UGAACGGAGUAUCCAGUUCUCUUUAAUACAUAUUUAACAGGGUUACUAUCCACUAUUGUACUCCACUACAUCUCAAAGGUAAGUAUUGUAUUCUUUUUACUUACAUACAUUUUCAGAUUCCAUUUUCUCAUUCCCUUCCUGUCCAGUGAAAAACACUUAUCUCCAGAGGACUUUGAAUGGUUGUGAUUAAUUUAAGAAUUAUGUAUUCAUUCAUGUGCUGUGAAAAUGCUCCUUCUUCUUAAUCUAAGUAAAUUCUUUAAAAAGCCUCUUGGAUCAGCUGGAAAAUGCAUCACAACAAAGCUGGAAAAAAAAUGCAUUUUCUUCUGAAAUAAUUGUGAGAUGUUCUCACAAGACAGAGCUACAAACAUUUGAUGAUUUUAUAUAAUAUGAUGCAUUGCUGUAGAUUAAACAAGCCAAUGGUUAUCUUAAAAAUAAAAACAUCUAGAGCAAUAAAAUGCAUCAUACACAUUAACGCAGCAGUAACAUGAAUCCACAAACAUUAUAUAAAAUAUGAACCAUACUGCACAGGGUUUGAAUGCAGGAUGUUUACUUGUACUGGGAUGUUUUCAUUCUGUGGUAUUAUGUUUAUUUAAAUAACUUCGUUGUGCUUGUUUUUAGCUGCAUGUCUAUUUCUGUUUUACUGACAUGUGUACUUGGAACUGUUUUACUCUGAGAGCAGCUGAACAUAAAAAUAAAAUCCCUGUAUAUGUACACAUUCAGGUGACGAGGCUGGUUAUGAAACAAGGGAGGAGCUGCAGACAGGUGAGGGUGUGGUGUGAAAGUAGGAAGUCAGACUGCCAGACUCCAUUUUACACUUCGUCAGAGCAGGAGGAGAAAAACAGGACUGGAGUGAUGAGUGAUUUAAAAGACGAGGAAGAGGACAAAUUCUCAGUCUCCAGCUGUCUGAGUGAGCGGUCUAAAAGGAAACCUCCAGACUUCAGAGAUGAAGCUGGACCCUCAGAGAGGAAAAGGAAGAGGAAGAGUCCUGUUCCUGUGGAGCAGCAGCUGUCCAGCUGUGCUCUGUGUCAGGACGUCCUGAAGGAUCCAGUCUCUACCAGCUGUGGACACGGGUUCUGCAGACAGUGCAUCACCUCAUACUGGGAGCAGCUACCUCCAUCACGAGACUCCUGCUGUCCCCAGUGCAUUGUACAAAAUGAGGGACGACGGAGACUGAUUCUAGCUGUGAGGAACUGCAGGAAGGCUGUACUUUCUGGCUGUGGACUCUCAGAAACUGAAUGUGAAGUUGUGGCCUCAGCUCUGAAGUCUGACCCCUCCCAUCUGAGAGAUCUGGACCUGAGUUACAACAAGCUGCAGGAUUCAGGAGUGGAGCUGCUGAGUUCUGGACUAAAGAGUCCAAACUGCAGACUACAGACUCUCAGAUUGUGGAGCUGCAGUUUGUCAGAGAUCAGCUGUUCUGCUCUGAUCUCAGCUCUGAAGUCCAACCCCUCCCAUCUGAGAGAUCUGGACCUGAGUUUCAACUAUCUGCAGGAUUCAGGAGUGAAGCGGCUGAGAGAUCUUCUGGAGAGUCCAGACUGCAGACUGGAGACUCUCAGACUGACGGACUGCAGCUUGUCAGAGAUCAGCUGUGCUGCUCUGGCCUCAGCUCUGAAGUCCAACCCCUCCCAUCUGAGAGAUCUGGACCUGAGUUACAACAAUCUGCUGGAUUCAGGAGUGGAGCUGCUGAGUUCUGGACUAAAGAGUCCAGACUGCAGACUGAAGACUCUCAGACUGUAUAACUGCAGGUUGUCAAAGAUCAGCUGUUCUGCUCUGGCCUCAGCUCUGAAGUCCAACAUCCAUCUGAGAGAUCUGAACCUGAGUUACAACGAUCUGCAGGAUUCAGGAGUGAAGCUGCUGAGAGAUCUUCUGGAGAGUCCAGACUGCAGACUGAAG